Messenger RNA from Acanthosepion pharaonis, 2295 nucleotides. NCBI's taxonomy places the organism in Eukaryota, Metazoa, Mollusca, Cephalopoda, Sepiida, Sepiidae. The record is from the annotation of a GenBank genome assembly.
AUGGAAGCCAGCAGGCAUAUUCACAUGAUUUGGUUAUUUUUUUCCUUCUUUUUUCUCCUAUUUUUCCCCCUUUUGUAUUACUUUCUCUCUUUCUGGAAUACCAUCACUAUUUUCCCUUUUGUAAUCCCCUCUCUCUGUUUCCCUUUGUAUUCCCCCUCUCUCUCUUUCCUUUUUUGUAUUGCUCUCUCUGUUUUUCCUUUUUGCAUUCCCCUCUCUCUGUUUCCCUUUUGUAUUCCUCUUCCCUUUCCCUUUAUAUGUCUCUCACUCGCUUUCCCUUAUGUAUUCCUACUCUUCCUCACUCUCUUUUGUAUUCCCUCUCUUCCCCACUCUCUUUUGUAUUCCCUCUCUUCCCCGCUCUCUUUUGUAUGUCCUCCACUUUCCCCACUCCCUUUUGUAUUCCUCUGCUCCCCCCACUCCCUUUUGUAUUCCUCCACUUCCCCCACUCCUUUUUGUAUCUCUUCUCUUUUCUCACUCUCUUUGUAUCUCUUCUCUUCUCUCACUCUCAUUGUAUCUCUUCUCUUCUCUCACUCUCUUUGUAUCUCUUUUCUCACUCCCUCUGUAUCUCCUGUCUUCUCCCGCUCCCUCUGUAUCUCCUGUCUUCUCCCGCUCCCUCUGUAUCUCCUGUCUUCUCCCGCUCCCCCUGUAUCUCCUGUCUUCUCCCACUCCCUUUGUAUCUCCUGUCUUUCUCUCUUUUCCCCUUUAGUUUUCUCUUCACACACUUUCUCUCUUACAUUUGUAUCUUUUCCUGUCUGUUGUGUAUUUUGUCCCCUGAUUUUUCUUUCUUCUCUCUUGUUUUUCUCUCUUUUUGUUUCUUUCUUCUCUCUAUUUCCCUCUCUUGUUUCUUUUUCUUUCAUGUUUCUCUUUCAUUCAUUUCCUCUUUCCUCUUUUUUAGUUUCAUGUCACAGUAAAGUGCCAUUUCAACAUUUCCGAGUUUAUGCAAAUGUUAGUGAAAUAAUUGGUGCUAUACAAGAACCAGGUGCUGGAGUAGAAUUGGGAAUGCAUGUCCGAGGAGGAAUUGUUUACAGAAAUUGUUUCCAAGGUUGUGAUUUGGUCAAUUGGUUGUUACGAUGGUCAGUUGUGAGGAAUCGGGAUGAUGGUGCAGCCAUGGCGCAGACCCUUUUAAAGCUUGGUCACUUGCAGGAAGUAGAAUUAAAUGAUGGCUCAGCAAUUGCUGGACAGAGAUUCAAGGAUGGAGAAAGUUUGUACAGAUUUACUUCACUGAAUAUGGGCGCCAAAAGAGACAGUUGUUCAGACAAUACUGACAGUGAUUCCAGUAGUUCUGAGGAUGAAGAAGAAGAAGAAGCAGGAGAGGGUCAGAAGAGACCCCCAAAGAAAGGAAAAGUCAUUAAAGAAAGUUUUCUUCUCAGAAAGAAAAAUUUGAGCCCUGGUUGGCAAGCUGUGAAAGUGAUUCUACGUGAGAAUCCAUCUACACUUGAAUUCCAUAAAGCUACUGUGAUGUUAGAAAAUGAGAAGUUAUGUACAGUGAUGGAUUUAAAUGGUUGUACUUUUCUUUCUAUCUAUCUAUCUAUCUAUCUAUCUAUCUAUCUAUCUAUCUAUCUAUCUAAAAUCAGUUUCUUCCUAUCUAUCUAUCUAUCUAUCUAUCUAUCUAUCUAUCUAAAAUCAGUUUCUUCCUAUCUAUCUAUCUAUCUAUCUAUCUAUCUAUCUAUCUAUCUAAAAUCAGUUUCUUCCUAUCUAUCUAUCUAUCUAAAAUCAGUUUCUAUCUAUCUAUCUAUCUAUCUAUCUAUCUAUCUAUCUAUCUAUCUAUCUAAAAUCAGUUUCUUCCUAUCUAUCUAUCUAUCUAAAAUCAGUUUCUUCCUAUCUAUCUAUCUAUCUAUCUAUCUAUCUAUCUAUCUAUCUAUCUAUCUAUCUAUCUAUCUAUCUAUCUAUCUAUCUAAAAUCAGUUUCUUCCUAUCUAUCUAUCUAUCUAUCUAUCUAUCUAUCUAUCUAUCUAUCUAUCUAUCUAUCUAUCUAAAAUCAGUUUCUUCCUAUCUAUCUAUCUAUCUAUCUAUCUAUCUAUCUAUCUAUCUAUCUAUCUAUCUAAAAUCAGUUUCUUCCUAUCUAUCUAUCUAUCUAUCUAUCUAUCUAUCUAUCUAUCUAUCUAUCUAUCUAUCAUCUGUUCUUGAUGUCUUAAAAGAUGACAAUGUGAGUGCUGCAAAGCGCCAUCUAUUGUCUGUGAAAGACAGCAAGGGCAAGCGACUGACAUUAUUGGCUGGAAGCUUGGAUGAGUGCCGAGGCUGGCAGACACAACUGCAUAAUCUUUGCAAAUCCGCCUCAGCUGUUGCCACAGCAAAGUGA